Pistacia vera is the source of this 3988-nucleotide messenger RNA. RefSeq lists its product as uncharacterized. The transcript is spliced from 5 exons. Gene Ontology annotation, biological process: DNA damage checkpoint signaling; positive regulation of transcription by RNA polymerase II. Lineage: Eukaryota; Viridiplantae; Streptophyta; Magnoliopsida; Sapindales; Anacardiaceae. The record is from RefSeq and is a predicted model, not a curated record. Gene Ontology annotation, molecular function: histone binding. Gene Ontology annotation, cellular component: nucleus. Bases 54 to 3170 code for a protein of 1038 amino acids.
CGAAAAUUCAUUGUGAUUAAUUAGGGCACAUUUGAGUUUUGGUGCUGAGUUCUAUGGCCGGCUUAGCGUUUCGUCAUCCUCAAUUUUCCGAGGAAUUAGCCUGGCUUCCCGCUUGGCUUCAGCCACAUCAAGUUGAAGCAUCCAAUGAAUAUCAAACCACCACCAGUCCUCCACUUAAGGAUUUGGAAAUAUUACAAAGGAACAUCUGUGAAGUAAAAGAUGCGGCUAUGCCGUCAAGUGAAGAAGGGAGAUAUAACAGUUGUCAUUUAUUCUUAUCUGGUGAAGACAAUUCACUGGUCAGUUCUGGUCCAUCUUCUGAUAAGGUCUAUCAUUUUCGUCUACACCUUUCUUCAAAUGGUGCUUCAGAAUAUACUCAAAGUGAAAUCGACGCAUCUCAAGUUCAUUGUGACUCUAUGAAAUUUCUGUCAUUGCAACAAGCUGACAUUUUGCGAUGCAUGGGACAGAAUACCAAUGUUAAUAAAGUUUUGUCAACAAGUGAAGUUGGAAAUCUAGCUGUUUCUGAGAAUACAACCAACAGUAAUAAGGUUCUACCAAUGAGACAAACAGAAAUAUCAGCUGGCUCCAGAGGUUACUCUUAUCAUUCAAAAUUGGACAAUAAUGCCACUGGUCUAAAUUUAUUAGUCCAAACUUCCUUCCCAAAAACUGUGGAAAAUCUUGAUGUUCAAUCUCCUAUACGUAACAAUGAUGGCAGGAGACAGUGUAAAGACAAACUCAAUGUCAGAUACCAUAAAUGUUCUGAUAUCAAUAAUGCAGUUGAACUCUCUAUUUCAGCAUCUGAAGCACUGGUUAUUCAUGAACUAGUGAACAGUGAGUCUGAUUCUGAAGCUUUGUCAACUGCAGCUAUACUUGAAGCUACUCUUCGAGUGAAGCAAGCGCGCUUAAAGGGCUUAGAAGAUGGGUUCAAUUAUCCAAACAGGGAAAUUGAGGAGACUGAUUUGCUUUUUGACUUGGAUGAUUUGACUAUGGCUGAUGCAUAUGAAGACGUAGGACUCUCUUUUGUUGGACCCAAUGAAAAGCUUGUUUGUAGUUCAGAUGCUUCUCUAGUCAAAGAAACUCCAUUUUCUGAAAAUCACCAUGGGUGUAACAGUGGAUUUAAACAUGUGGAUCAGAUUCAGCAAAGGAAAAUUCCUGUUGACCCAGCUUUGGGUUUAAAUGGUUCUCGUUUGGCCAGCAAUGUUGAUCACCUGUUACGUCAAUCAGCAGAGGACGUUUCACAAGUUUUCAGCGUGGCACAGGAGGAAGCAGACGCUCCUGUGCAGUUGCAGCAAAAUAACAGCAAAAGCAUUCAAAAGUUGUAUGUUAAUGAGACUAGCUUUCUAUCUGAAUCUGCAGAUGUUGCCCCAGACGAGAACUCUUUCGUACAGCAACGUGAAUUAGGUUCCAUAAAUGCUUCACAGUCUAGUGUGCCAUUUGAAGGUUCUUAUAAGAAAACUGACGAGGAAAUUUUGAUUUCUCAAAAUUUGAGCUCGCCUAUUCUAUCAUUGGUCGAUCCUCUUUGUUCUGUUGUUCCUUGCAGUGUUUCUUCUGUGAAUACCAAUUCCCGACAAACUCACAGUGAAAAUGACAUUGAUGUUAAUGCCGAAUGUGAGGUGGAGACUGUGCAUAGUACUUCAUGUUUAAAAGGUGAAUCAGUCAAUAGAGACAGGCAAGAUGUGCCAAGAGUUACUGGUGAUGUCCACGAAGCUCCUGUUCGAAGGCAGUUGACCUUACUUAAAACUUAUAGCACAAUCCCGCCCAAGGACGACACCGAGCUGCAGAUGGGGAGUUUUUGCUAUGAUAGAUUAGGCCAGUCAGAGUGUAGUGCAAAAAUCAUUUCCUUGGAACCAAAUAUGGGUGGCAUUAGGCAUCAAAAUAAUAAGUGUUCUGAAGGGUUCUUACCUUUCAAGUCUGCGUUUAAAUGUACUGUUGAUAGAGACAAGAGGGAAACUGAAAAUACUGCUGUUAUUAGUAAGAAAUUCAUAGAAACAACAAAUCACAAGAAAAGAUAUGAUGAACAUGCAAAAGAUGGGGCUGAGUUGCUAUUACCUCCUUUGAAGGAAAGUAUGCCACCUCGUAUUUCAAAUCAAUGGACACGCCGUCAAAUGUGUGCUUCCAAACUUGUUCAUAAUUGUGUUGAAAAUACAAACCUUGAAGAGGCUGCAGUACAAGAAACCACUGGUAAGCUUCAUAAGAGAAAAGAUUUUCAAAAUGAACAAUCUGAGUUCAAUAAUUCCCUUGAUAAUCAAGGUCCAGCAAGGAAGCGAGUUCGCUUCUCAGAUGUUGAAGUUGAGCCUCAGCAGAUGAAAGAUGUUCAGAAUCUACUACCUUCACACAAAGUUCACUCAAAUACUAGAGCUGGUAACAGGUCAAAGCACUCUAAUGCAUGGGUUGCUUCUCGAUUCCAGCAAGUGUUUGCAAAUGGCAUCAAGGAUGGGAAGAGAUUGAUAUUCCAAGGUAUGAAAUUCUUACUUACUGGACUUCCAAGUCGCAAGGAAAAGGAAAUUAAAGGACUAAUUCCAGAAUACGGGGGUAUGGUUCUCUUGGAUAUACCUUCUCUAAAUGCAAGGGGAAAGAGAAGUUUAAAUUCUAAUUUCCAGCAGCACCCCAUUGUUUUAUGCCAUAAGAAGCUAAAAACCAUCAAGUUCUUGUAUGGAUGUGCAGUGAAUGCCUUCAUCCUAAAAGUUAAAUGGCUUACCGAUUCAAUUGCAGCUGGUUCAGUUUUACUACCAGAAAAAUACAUGAUUCUUUCAGGCCAGGCUGAUGUGGAGAUAUCAGGAAUGGGAAAGGUAGUUUCUCAUAAUUUCUAUAAGUUAAUUUUUGACAGAGUAGGGAUCAUGCUCUAUGGGAAGAACAGUUUCUGCACCAAAUUUGCAAUAAUAUUCAAGCAUGGAGGUGGGCAGGUGUUUAAAACUCUCCAGUGGCUAGUCCAGAGUCUUGAUAAUAAAAAGAUUUUUGUUGGAGCUAUUGUGGCUGAUGAUGAAAGAAGGGCAUCACGUCAUUUGAGGCAAAUUGUGUCCGAGAGGAAUAUACCUAUGGUGUCAUCUGGCUGGAUCAUAAGGAGCUUACAUUCAGGGAAGCUCCUUCCUUUGACACAAAAUAAGCAUACUCCUUUGCCCAUUGUAAAGGAACCAGAGGUUCCAAUUUCCCUUGCAUGGAGUGAAGAGAUAUGAUAUGUACUUUUAGCAGCGUAUUAAGUCUUGGAUUCUAAACAUGCAUUCUACAUUGAAUGUCAUUCCUCCUCAUUUACUAAGUCCGUAUUAAAUAGCAAAGCAGGGUCUGCAGUGAAACUUCAAUUUGACAUCAUUCAAUCAAUGAUUUGAAUUUGAGGUUGACCAUUUAUCACUCAGGGCUGUUCUUUAACUUAUUUUGCUGAAAGAUGAACUUCCAUUCUGGACUUCUGAGCAAGGAUGACGUGGUUGUUGGUUGAGAUGGUCUGGAUUGUUGCCAUGAAGUGAACUGAAAUUGGUUGAAAUUGAUGGCUUCAAUGGGCAAGAUAUCUCCCAGUUGCAUCGCACUUGAUCUCUGGUUUUUAAAGAAGCAACCAGACUGACAAUUCUUCUCAUUGAAGCCAAUUUAGAUGAGACUUUUAUGAUCGCCAGCUGUUGAUGCCAUCUGCUAGUUUGCUUAUUCUCUUUGUCAAAAGAGCCACUAAACAAGAGCAACGAGUUCUGCUUGCAACAGCGUAAAUAGGUCCAAGACUGCAACAAGGUAGAAUUGAUGAACAAGGGUGUGCCUAUCGGGGUAAGAAUAAUUUCACAUUCUCUUUCUUGGUGAUUUAAUUUACCCUUGUAUAUGUUAUUUGACAUUGUAAUUAUAUAUGUUUGCAUAUCAGUUUGGUGACAUUCGCAUCAAGGAUUAUUUUCUCACGCUUACGCCAAGUUAAUCAUUGUUUUUGGUAGGUCAUUAGACAGAUGAUGUCACUAAGCUUACCAUUAGAGUUAAAAUCAUAAACAAAACUUCUCAUUUACACCUUUCAGGUUUUCACUUG